AUGGACGAGGAUGAGAUAUGGUGCCAGACGGUUGGAGAAAUCGUGCGAGCUACCAUGAAGCCCCGAGAACGAGAUCAUGAAGCAGCAAAGCUCACCGACUGGGGCCUCUUCAUCGGGGGCCUGCGAGAGGCCCAGGACCUCUCGGCCCUGCAACGCCUCGGCAUCUCCGCCGUGCUCAACGCGGCCCCCGACGUGGUGCACGUAGAGUACCCUGAGCACUGGCGGGUCCUUGUGAUUGAGGCAGAGGAUGAUGUAUUCUACCCUUUGCUCGACACGCACAUGGACGCAGUUCUGGAGUUUCUGGACACCCAGCAUGCUGACGGCCGCAAAGUGCUUGUGCACUGCUUUGCGGGGAUGAACCGCAGCGCCGCGCUGUGUGCGGCCUACCUGAUGAUCCGGGAUCGGAUGGGCCUCGCCAAGGUGGUGAGGCACAUGAGCGAGCAACGAGGGUGGAUCCUCAGCAACGAGGGCUUUGUCCACCAGUUGGUGCGCCUGGCGCGGGAGGAGGACCUCUUGGAACCACCGGAGCCGCGGCAGCGCCUGGACUCCGUGGAGGAGGAGAAUGGCGCCAAGCGGAUGCGCGCACGCACAAGCGAAGCGGCCACAUGCCAUGCCUCCAAGUUGGGCCGAUCCUUGUCGAGGCUGUCCUCAAUGUCAGAUGUGGAAGAGGAGGAUCUGAAGCGGACAAAGGCGAGGCUCGCAUGCAAGUUGGACCGGAAGUACUCGAGAUCCACUUCUGGAUUUUCAGACGUCUCCGAUGCGAGUCCCAAGAUUCCGCGGACAACCACCCAGCCUCGCAGCUGCCGCACCAUCUCGGACAAGGACAUGGGCUACGCCUCCCGACUCCCGCGGCAGGAUUCCGUGUCAGCAGACCUGAAGAAGAUCAAGCCGCUGAAGGAUUUGCGGGAGGGCAGUGCCAAACUGCAGGAUGGCACCUACCUCUACGUGAUCAUGAUUGGAGACCCGGAGUACAUCCGGCUGAUCCACGAGGAACACCUGGUGAAUGCAGGGGUUCUUGGCGGGCACACCUCGUUAGUGGAGAGAAACGAGUUCAUGCGUGGCUGGGCCCGGCAGUGGGAAAGCAACGAUCCACAAGUCCGGCACACUGUUCUUUAUGCUGGCGAGCUGAACUACAAAGAGGGAGAAGGAGUCCUGAUGUGGAACAACCAUUCGGGGCACUACACUCCUGCAGCUGAAGAUCAUGUGCGGGUUCACUUAGAUCCAUCCACUUUUGUGGCAUUUGAUGAAGACUGA
Messenger RNA from Effrenium voratum, 1254 nucleotides. NCBI's taxonomy places the organism in Eukaryota, Dinophyceae, Suessiales, Symbiodiniaceae. The record is from the annotation of a GenBank genome assembly.